Molecule: messenger RNA, 2678 nt
Organism: Daldinia vernicosa
Lineage: Eukaryota; Fungi; Ascomycota; Sordariomycetes; Xylariales; Hypoxylaceae
Product: phosphoribosyl pyrophosphokinase
Exons: 4
Coding region: 625-1938 (437 amino acids)
Biological process (GO): 5-phosphoribose 1-diphosphate biosynthetic process; purine nucleotide biosynthetic process
Cellular component (GO): cytoplasm; ribose phosphate diphosphokinase complex
Molecular function (GO): magnesium ion binding; ribose phosphate diphosphokinase activity
Source: RefSeq, a predicted model, not a curated record
ACCGAAAUAGUGCCCACAAUUGCCCACUAACAUCACUGCGCUCCGUUUGCGUAACCCGGCAGAAUUUUUUUUUUUACUAUUUUUUUUUUCGUUGCAGGUGGUGAGCCCCGCGGUCAAUUGGAUUCAAGGAAAUUCAUCCCUCCAUCCAAUCUUUCUUCUCCUGUUAUGCAGCCGUAACCAGACUUUCAACAAGUACGAUUGCGCACAAUUCCAUCCAAACCUCGUUAUUACAAUCUUCGCCAUGGAUCUUCUCUAGAGUUUCAGGAUCCCCUUUACGAACUUGUUCACCGUUGCUUCAGCUUGAGACCUGGACUUGUCUCGCUUCCUUCUUCGGUCUUGUGACCUCUUAUAACUUCUUCAUCCCAUCUCUUGUCAAGGUCUGAAGUUCAACCACAGUGCCGUCUCUAUACAUAGGAUAUACAUAGGACUACCACCGCAAUCGGACCAAAAAUAGGAUCGCUCUGCAGCAGUAAACCUUGAAUCCAUCCUCGAGCACGACAGACACUGCAUACGACGCGACUUAUAACCAUUGAACCCUCCUCUAUAAGCCAGUCAUAUAUUUUUAUCAAACGUCAACUUUUUUUCCCUCGACACCGCCUUUUCUUCCCGUACUAGAUCACCAAGAUGGUUAGAAACAUCGUUAUUCUCUCCGGGAACUCUCACCCAGCCCUCUCGGAGUCCGUGUGCAAUAUGCUGGGAAUUCCCCCUGGGAAUCGUAUAUUGAGCAAAUUUUCAGUUGGCGAAACUCGCUGCGAAAUCCAGGACUCUGUGAGAGGCAAGGAUGUUUUCAUCAUCCAGUCUGGAGGCGGUUGCGUGAAUGACCACCUAAUAGAGCUCUGCAUCAUGAUAUCUGCCUGCAAAACGGGCUCGGCAAAGCGCGUCACAGCCGUGCUUCCGUUAUUUCCCUACUCUCGACAACCCGAUCUACCUUAUAAUAAGAUUGGGGCACCUCUAUCGAAACCUCCAACUGAAGUCCCCAAGGACAAGUAUACGUUCGAGAGCGUUCCAGCCACCCCUGCACCUGGAAUCAUUAAGAGCGCCAGUUUUGGCAAGGAGACCGAUCUUGCUAGGGUUAUGAGCAAAGUCUCCCUUUCUAACGGCAUCACGAAUGGUCUAGCUCGUACUAAUAGUGAGAACUAUUUUAACGGUAACGGGAGCACAAAUGGAGAUAUCCCUUCGGCCCAGAACUACCUCACGCAUUCGCGUACAGGAAGCUACACUACCCACGACUAUGAGAACCCCGGACUUAUCUCUACUUUCCAGGCCAAGCCGGGGUAUAAGAGAUGGGUUGCGCAGGCUGGAACUCUGGUGGCAGAUCUAUUGACCUGUGCCGGUGCGGACCACGUUGUCGCUCUGGAUCUUCAUGAUCCUCAAUACCAGGGCUUUUUCGACAUUCCCAUGGACAAUUUGUACGGCCGACCCCUGCUGAAGCGAUACAUCCAGCAGAAUAUUCCCGACUAUAAGGAAGCCGUGAUCGUGAGUCCGGAUGCCGGUGGCGCGAAAAGAGCUACUGCCAUCGCUGAUAGCUUAGGCAUGGACUUUGCCCUCAUCCAUAAGGAACGACGUCCAACGCGGAUCACAGAUCGACAAAACGCGACGAUGAUGCUCGUGGGUAAUGUUGCCAACCGAGUUUGUAUACUCAUUGAUGAUUUGGCCGAUACCGCCAACACCAUCACACGUGCUGCAAAGCUCGUGCGCAAGGAGGGAGCCACGGCUGUCUAUGCGCUUCUCACGCAUGGCGUGUUCAGUGGUGAUGCCAUCGCGCGCAUCAAUGCUUCAGCCAUUGAUAAGGUGAUUGUAACCAACUCGGUUCCUCAGGACGAGCACAAGAGGCUAUGUCCUAAGCUCGAAGUACUAGACGUGGCGCCUAUAUUUGCCGAGGCCAUCCGCCGCAUCCACCACGGUGAAUCUAUCAGCGUCUUGUUUCAGUAUGACUGAGCAUUCCCGAGGUUCGACAAGAUCGACGUUACAUAUUCCGAUCGUCGAGGACCGCACCGGCUGCGUAGGGUUAUCGCUACGGAGACAGUCUGCUAGGACACUGAGGACGAGCGCGACAGGCCGUAUUUCACCAUUAGACGAAUCUUUCGCGACUAUGACGAUUCAGUGGACGCAUUUCCUGUUUGGGGGAAUUCUUUGGACCUGAGCCUCGACGCUCAGUUUUAAUCGUCUCUCGUUUAAUAUGGAAUGCACAAAGCCACCGACUAUGGCUCCGAGUAAAGGUAGGCUGCACUUACUAGGUGGUUUACUUUUUUUUCUUUCUACCGUCUGCCUAUUGCGACUAGGCGCUUAUGGUAAUGGUUGGAGGUUCUCACGGACGCCGUAGUAUCUCAUAGAGAGGAGUUUCUAGGUCGGGAAAGUAAGAAAACCUUCUCACAAGCCUACCUCACUGAGGGUCGUAAAUGCCAUACGGGCCUGCACCAAACUUCCCGUCUGUGAUUUGCAUUGUGGUCAGUCUUUAUCACGAUGAUGCGGAGAUGCUAAGUUACUAUACGACUGCCUAUGUAUAGGUACAGGUAUAGGGUGUUAUAAGGUCCUAGUUUCCAUACUAGUUCAUAUACUAAAAGGGUGAGAUCGAUUUCAGGGGUUGCGUAUUUUUCGAUAUAGACCAAGGGUGACUUGACCGGAUACAUCGUCACGAGAUUACUCUUAAAUAAAAAUAAAUAGAAUUAUUAGACGAA